Sclerotinia trifoliorum is the source of this 4289-nucleotide messenger RNA. The record is from the annotation of a GenBank genome assembly. NCBI's taxonomy places the organism in Eukaryota, Fungi, Ascomycota, Leotiomycetes, Helotiales, Sclerotiniaceae.
AUGGUGUACAACAAGUCUUUUGCUAACAAAGUCUUGCGAGAGCAUAUAGAAAAGACUUACGCGAGAAUCAAUUUCCGUGAAUCUUGGAGAAACUUACCCGAAAUUCCAUCUGGUGAAGAAAUCCUUCAGGAUGUAUCAUGGCAAGACAUGGAAGCUCCGGAGCAGCCGUUGGAUUAUCAAAAGCUGGCGGAACCAAAGGAGUUCGACCCUCGUCUGCCCCACAACAAUGUCGAUGGAGCUUGGGAUUCCAAGGAGGAUUAUCUUGGUUUUCAUUACCAAAUUCUACGUGAAGAUGCAGUCGCUCCUCUUCGCCAAUCUGUCGCGGAAUUUAAGAAAAAUAAUGAAAUGGAAGAUACACAAGAUACUUCUAUUUAUACUGAUGUACGUCUUUCGGUAGCCCAGCAAGCGGCGACGCACUACUUACUGACAUUUUUUUACAGGUCCACCUUGUUGGUUUACAAUUGUGUCAUCUCGGUCCAGCAUUCCGAAUCGAAUUCUCAAGCGACAGAGCUGGAAAACAGAUUCGGUGGGAGCAGUCAAGCCGGCUUACGCAGGGCAGCCUGGUCUGCCUGAGUCCAACUAGCGACAUGUUUCGUUCUGUUUGCAAAGUUGGUACGGUUGCAGCUCGACCUAUAGAAGGUGGUCUGGAUCGUGACCCUCCACAAGUUGACCUUUUCUUUGGUGACGACGAAGAUAUCAUCUUGAACCCAGUGGAUUGUAAGUUUCAUGUAUUUUAAUUUUGGUAAAGGCUAAUAUUUCCGGCAGCAUAUGUCAUGAUACAGGCUCGUGUCGGAUUUUUUGAGGCGUACCGCCAUGUGCUUGUAGCACUUCAAAAACUGACCAUUGAAGAAUCGUACGUAGAUAGAACUGGCAAAAUACCAAAAAAGUCAAGGCUAAUGAGAACAGACCAUAUAUUGAAAAGUAUCUGAUUCAACUAGACAAGAAUAUUUUACCACCUGAUCAUAUCAAGGAAAGACCUUGUCUUGACCUUCGCUCGAUUGCUAUAUCGAGUAAUGAACAUCAUUCUCCUCUCACUGACGAAGAAGACGAAAAUCUAUGCCAUGUUGACAUUUUGAAGGAGUUUCCAAAUCUUCCCAAAUCAGGAAUGGAUGACUCUCAGCUCGCGGCUUGCAAGCGCAUGCUCACUCAGAGUUUAGCCAUAGUACAGGUGAGAAACUCAUAUUCAAUCAUGCUAAGGUGUUUUUUGAAAUUCCAUGAACUAACUUUGUAUCCCGUCUGUAGGGUCCACCUGGUACUGGUAAGACAUUUACUUCCGUACAAGCCCUGAAGGUUAUGCUGUGCAACAGAAGACGUGGACCGAUCAUUGUCGCUGCCCAGACUAAUCAUGCUCUUGACCAAUUGCUCACCCACAUUUCCGGCUUCGAAGAUAAUUUCGUGCGUCUUGGAAGUAGAUGUGAUAAGGGGAAUCCUACCAUACUAGCACGAACGUUGUAUGAGCUGCGUCAGACGAAUAAAGAUAUGAAAGCUAGACAUUUCACUGGCUACAGGUCAGCUGCAAAUUCACACGAUGCUAUGGUUCUCUUAAUCGAGAAAUUACUUUCUGAUGUCACUGAGGAAGAUCUUCUAUCAGGCAAAGUUCUGCUGGAAUGCAGCAUAUUGAGUCAACAACAUUUUGAUUCUUUUUUCGAACCUGGCUGGUCAAGCUCACUAGAUAAGGGUGAUGAGAGUAUUGACCCUCUCCUUUCUUGUACGUAUUGAAGAUCUCAAGAAUUCAAUCGCUGAUCUCUACUUACUUGAAUUAUAGGGCUCGGGCCUGAGCAGAUAGUGCGUAUGCCGAGGACUCCAGGAAUCAACAGGAAUCUUGAGGUAGAGGAUCCGGAUCAGGAGUUCGAACAACUCCAAGAGGUAGAAGUUGAAGUCCAAGCGAAAGACAACAAAGAGUCUCUUAGCGGAACAUGGAUUCCAUUAAGGCGUGGAUAUACAGGCAAAGUUAAGAGCCGCCGAUUCAAGGGCGGCAAAAACGACCCUAGAAAUAUACUCGCCAAAACUGAAAGUCUCUUUGAUAUACCAGAGAAGCAUCGCGGUGCUGUUUAUUGCUACUGGGAAAAGCUUUACUAUGAUCAACUUACACGUAAGCUUAUUGAGAAACUGGCUAUGUACCAAAACUCGAUGAGAUAUUUAAAGAUGGCAAAGGUACUCUAAUCAUUCUCGAAAUGGUCUAGUAUGAUGCUAACAGAAAUAGUGGACGCGCGAUGUCGAAUUCAUUGAUCAUAUUGGCACUAAGGUUAUUGGAUGUACAACAACUGGUUUGUCGAAAUAUAGGGGACUACUUUCUGCUCUGAAUCCCAGCGUCCUACUCAUUGAAGAAGCGGCAGAAACUUUAGAGGCAAAUGUGACAGCAAGCAUUAUACCGUCACUGGAGCAAGUUAUACUUGUAGGAGAUCAUCGUCAACUCACGGCAAAUACAACACUCGACCGCUUCAUGUCGCACCCAUAUUUUAUGUCAAUAUCCUUAUUUGAGAGACUUGUGAAUAAUGGUAUGGGCUACACAAUGUUGAACAAACAACGCCGUAUGAUCCCAGAGGUCAGAGAGCUUCUAUGUAUUGACCCGAAUCCAUUCUACGUCAACCUUCAUGAUCAUCCUAACGUUCUCGACCGAAUCAACCAUCGUCCCCCGGUCCCUGGCAUGAGAUUUGAUUCAUUCUUCUUCACUCACAAAUGGCAGGAGCGAAGAGAUGUCAACAUGAGUUGUUACAAUGCACCGGAAGCUGAAAUGGUUGCUGGGUUCUUCAAUUACCUAGUCAUCAAUGGCAUUAAGCCAGAUAAAAUCACUGUGUUGACGGUAUGGAAUAGCACUGACGAGUUUAUAUGAUGCAUCACUGACAGAUCCUUAGUAUUACAACGGUCAACGAAAAUUACUCCUUAAGGAGCUUAGUCGACGUGUUACAAGCGUCACAGCACCAUACUUUAAUGUGUACACCGUUGAUGCAUAUCAAGGCGAGGAAAAUGAAGUCAUCUUGUUGUCGCUAGUAAGAGGUAAUUCUUUCAAUUCUGUAGGAUUUUUACGCAGCAAGAAUCGUGUGGUUGUCGCUCUGUCACGUGCACAACGAGGUCUUUAUAUCUUUGGAAACGCACUCACUGUUGCUGGACAAGAAGGUGAAAAUGGUUGUCGAGAGCAGUUAUGGAUGCCAAUUCUCUUGCAUCUAUUAAAUGAGGAAAGAUUAGCGUCUAAGCUACCUAUUGUAUGCACCAAGCAUCAAAACCUCACCCAUGUCUCUGAGCCUGAACACUGGGAGGAUCUAAGCGGUGGCUGUCAUGAACAUUGUGGUGGCAUGUUACCAUGCGGGCAUUUAUGUCCAUAUAAGUGUCAUCCAAAUCAGCAUGAUCAAAUUGUCUGCAAGGAGCCUUGUGAACGGAUCUUGGCCUGUGGUCAUGGUUGCAGUACCAAUUGCGGAGAAGUUUGCCGGUGCGAUGACUGCCGUGCAUUAGCUCGCUUGCAGACUCUUGAGCUAGAAUCUGAUUCACGGGAAAUCAUCGAGGAAGAAAGAACUGAAAAAUUGGCAGUCAAAGUUACCUCUACUAAGCAAAGACAACGUUCACCACAAAAGUUCUUCUCUGAGUCCUCGAGUCGCCCCAAGACAUUCAAGCAAACCUCUCCCAAGAAAUUAGACCAAAAAAUUGGCUGGAGCAAUUCAUACACACAGUCUACAUCAAACCAAUCUAAUGGUGAAAAGCCGUAUUUUACAUUUGUAUCAUCACCUCAGAAGAGAGAACUGUCACCAGAAAAGGGCCGACAGGCUUGGGAUGCCUGGGAUCCCAUUCGCUCAGACAAUGACAUUAACCAAGAACGUCUUGAACGGGAAAAGUUAGCAAGCGAGAAUAAACCAAAUCCGGAGGACUUGGUCUUCGAAGAAACUCACAAGCCGGUUACAUUUGUUAACGGAAAGAGAAUUGUUGGUCCUAGAGUCCAAAAUAUCAUUCCUCGCAUGCAAAGCAGUAAUGUGGUUUCUGGUAACAAAAACGAGAAUCCUAGCAGUGGAAAUGGAAAUUUUGGUAACGGUAGUGCGAUUACUCUCGGAAAAAAUGAGAUUUCUAGCUCCGCUAACAGUGUCAUUCCUCACAACAAUGAAGUUCCAAGCCGCAACAGCGAAGUCCCUCAGAGUACUAACGGAGUCACUUCCAGCAGCGAAGUUACUAGCCGUAACAAUGGGAUUGAUUCUAGCAGCAAUGGCGCUGUUGCCAACAAUCAAAUUACUGCUCCUCAAGCAUCAGGAGGUGAGAUGCUCAAUUUGACGAAUGACGAUUUCGACUUUUUGGAGGGCCUAUAA